This is a messenger RNA of Uncinocarpus reesii 1704, 588 nucleotides long. RefSeq lists its product as uncharacterized. Bases 1 to 588 code for a protein of 195 amino acids. NCBI's taxonomy places the organism in Eukaryota, Fungi, Ascomycota, Eurotiomycetes, Onygenales, Onygenaceae. The transcript has 4 exons. The record is from RefSeq and is a predicted model, not a curated record.
AUGGGAAGCAUCACCGGCCCAAUGCGCUCUCUACGGAGCUACACAAACAUUUCAUUGGAAGAGCUGUCUGCUCAGAACAUCCGAGACGUGAUAUUAAACACAAACCACCCUUCUGACUUGACUUUCCAAAAUAUAACCCCUUCUACCGGAUUUCGGAUCGCAACCUCAUUUGUAGAGGAUCCUGAGAUUGAAAGGGCUCAUCCUCGGAUUUCCUAUAACCCAUUGACCCAAGCCCUGACUGCCCGAGUUAUGCCAACUCUGGUUGAUGACUGCCAUCAGGAGUGGCUUUCGAAUGAGCUGCUUGACAUGGUUCUGGCCGGGUUUAUGACAGUAGCAGAAAGAAAGGAACUCAAGCUCCGGGUUAGAACAACUCUCAAGGGUUUUGCAGCUCCAUACACCUAUGCUACAAAAGAACCUGAUGCAUGUAUCCUCCCAGGCACCUUACCCUUACCAACAGUUGUUGUUGAAACAGGCUGGUUAGAGUCUUGGCCACGGUUGGAUGCUGACAAGGAUCUCUGGCUUGUCGGAGGUGCAUCUGUGGAACUGGUACUAUUGAUUCGAUGGACAAUGCUGCCAUGCUUGAAUUGA